CGGCAAUUCGAGUAUUUAAAUGCGAGUAAUGUGACACGCGUUCGCAGUAGCACCAAACUUCGAGUGGUGUCGGCGCUUGUAAUACAUAUAUAUAAUACAUACAGGAGAAAAGUCCCUAGGCGGCGCUUCCGAAAAACUAUUGGCCAAUUCGUCGCGGAACAUUCCGAUUGGUCGGUCCAGCGAGAGAAGUCCAAACGCCGGUCACCGCGAGUGGCUGCAAUCGAUCGCUGCUCAGCGCGGUCAAGGUUGGUCAGAGUGAUCAAAUGGGACGCUUCGAGACCAUUUCGAGACUUUCGACAAAUAUCGUGGAUUGCUUGUCGGUUUACGUCGGUACAUACGUGCGCUCGUUACACACGUAUACACGCGCGCCCGUGCGACGACUCCUGGCUUUGUAGCGGCGUAAAAACAAAGGUGGCGGAAAAAGGUUAAAGGGAUCGUAAAUCCGUUCAAUCUGCUUCGCGCGCGGAUCAUACCGAGGAUGGAGAACAGCGGCGAGAGCGGCGACGACGGCCCUCUGGGGACGACAUUCCUGGGCGGUAACACCGUUACGGCGUCCUACAUCGGCGUGCAAUCGGACGACAUGGAAGACGAUCCCGAGAACACGGAUGACUCCAAUCACGGCGCGGGGGAUCCCUUGCAGAGCCCCGGAGUCUCCACCGGCGGUGGGCCGCUUCGCGAGCAGGAUCGCUUCUUGCCGAUCGCGAACGUCGCCAAGAUCAUGAAGAGGGCCAUUCCGGACGCUGGGAAGAUCGCCAAGGACGCGCGCGAGUGUGUACAGGAGUGCGUGUCAGAGUUCAUCUCCUUUAUCACGUCGGAAGCGAGUGACAGGUGUCACAUGGAAAAGCGUAAAACUAUCAAUGGUGAGGACAUUCUGUUUGCCAUGACUACGCUCGGCUUCGACAAUUACGUCGAGCCGCUGAAAGUGUACCUGCAGAAGUAUCGCGAGGCGACGAAGGGCGACAAUCCCACCAACACUGGGGCGGCCACCGGCAAUGGGAAAACGGAGCCGCAGGGCAUGUACGAGGAUCAGUUGUUCGCCAUCACCGCGACGGCGUCCAGCGUGACCAGUUCCGACUCUGUCAUUUACAGUUACUCGUCGAACGAGCAGAUGCAGUUUCAACUUUCCUGAUCAUUGGGAGUUAAAGUGAUAUUGAUAUAAGUAUUUAUCGCGUAUUUGUUCUGGGACACACUGUGUGAUCUGUGAGACAUGGGCAUGAGUACGAUCGCGUUAACAGAUCCAGAUUCGCGUGGAAAGAAGGAACGAUUUUUUGCCUAGCAAUAUUCGCGUAGCAAAGUAUCCUUAAGUUUUUAAUAUUAAGGUCAUAAUCAUUAUAAGAGAUUCGGUCGAGACGAGGUGUCAAGAGGUAAAAGUAUACAACUUUAAUCUUUGUAAAGAAGCAAUUUGUAAGCGUGGGCGUUAAAUAAACCAGGAGGCUUCGCGAACGAGA
Messenger RNA from Wasmannia auropunctata (little fire ant), 1448 nucleotides. RefSeq names its product nuclear transcription factor Y subunit B-4 (gene Nf-YB). The record is from RefSeq and is a predicted model, not a curated record. The transcript has 2 exons. Gene Ontology annotation, cellular component: CCAAT-binding factor complex; nucleus. Bases 479 to 1129 code for a protein of 216 amino acids. Gene Ontology annotation, molecular function: protein heterodimerization activity; RNA polymerase II cis-regulatory region sequence-specific DNA binding; DNA-binding transcription activator activity, RNA polymerase II-specific. Gene Ontology annotation, biological process: regulation of transcription by RNA polymerase II. NCBI's taxonomy places the organism in Eukaryota, Metazoa, Arthropoda, Insecta, Hymenoptera, Formicidae.